This is a messenger RNA of Mercenaria mercenaria, 2440 nucleotides long. Its product is annotated as multiple epidermal growth factor-like domains protein 10. Gene Ontology annotation, molecular function: scavenger receptor activity. The coding region runs from base 821 to 1741 and encodes 306 amino acids. The record is from RefSeq and is a predicted model, not a curated record. The transcript has 3 exons. NCBI's taxonomy places the organism in Eukaryota, Metazoa, Mollusca, Bivalvia, Venerida, Veneridae.
GUUAUUAUAACACUAGCUUUAUCUGGGGAAAAUAUCAGAAAAAAGUUAGGCCCUGACCGGGAUUUGGACCGUGACGCAUCCGUUCCACAUCACAAAAGGUAACUUUGGCGACCUACACCUUGCAACGCGGUGUAAUUUUCUUAUUUCUUAUCAUGCAGAUUAAUUAAGUUAUGCUGACAUUGAACUUGACCAAACUGAUCCCAUAUACAAGUCCAAACUCGGCUUUUCAAUAAGCUAUCGAUAUGACGAGUUUAUUUUAAAUACAUGUACAUCAAUACAAACUGAAGUUAUUUAAUGGAAACCGUUUUCUUUUUCUGUUUUAGAAACAGUGAUCUUGACCUUAACCCAAGUGACCUAACAUGCAAUCCCAACUCCGUCUCUGUGUAAGAUACCUAUUUACCAAGUUUCACUGCGAUUGGUCACUCUAAAAUCAAGUAAUUGAACGGAAACCAACAAAAGUUGAUGCCGCACGCUGGGUCGCCCGCCCAUCGACAUUCGCCAAUCUCAACCAGUUAUUUGAAAAUCUGUUUAGAAAUUCUUAAAGUGAACAUGGUUAUAGCGACUUAUCGGAUAUGACGAACACAUGUUUAUAUCGAAAUGUUAAAGACUACAUCAAAAUAUGAUUGGAUAUUAUAUCCCCAAAUCAUUAUUUUAUCAAAACGAUGCCAUAUCUAACAGUUCUGAUUCUAUUUAUGCUACAGCUUGCGACUAAAGUGUUCAAUGGUUCAUGAUGCAAGUACCGUUAGUGUGGCACGUUGGCUAUGAUUAAGCGUAGAAUAGGCAUACACUUAUAAAGUUAACAAUAAUAUAAGCGCAAGAAAUGGACAAAUGUCACCCUGAACACCACUGUCUGACUUGCUACGGUGUUCCUUACAACUGUGCCACGUGCCCGAAAGGUUAUUUUUUGAGAAGAGGCGGGGCUUAUUAUACAUGUACUAAAUGUCCAUCACAGUGUGUAGAAUGUCAGCAUUACACGUCCUGUUCCGUUUGCAGAAUAAAGAAUCAUUAUGGAAGGGUUUGCCAGAAUGUCUGCAGUAAAGGAUGUCUAAAUUCAACUUGCGACCAAUCAUCGGGCACAUGUCUAUGUAAAGAUAAUUAUGAGGGUGCAUACUGUGACUACUGCGCGAAAGGAAAAUAUGGAUUUGACUCCAAUUGUACAAAGGACUGUUCUGCAAAUUGUUAUACAUGUCAUUCUGAUAAAAACUGUACAGGAUGCAAAGACGGUUACUAUGGAAACCUGUGUGAACUUCCUUGCUCCAGAGGGUGUUAUUUAGGUAAAUGUGAUCAAAGUAAUGGCACUUGUUACAAAAGCAGAUGCAAAUCGAAUUUUGCUGGCAUAAAUUGUGAUAAGUGUUCCCUAGGACGAUUCGGAAACAAGUGUAUGUCCAUAUGCCCUGAAAAUUGUAUCUCUUGCUCUGCGAGAACAACAUGUGACAAUUGUAAAGAUGGUUACUGGGGAAAUGCAUGUCAACAUAAUUGCUCUCAUGGAUGUCUAGAUGGCGUUUGCUUAAAAGAAUCUGGUAUGUGUCAGAACAAGAAAUGCAAAUCCGGAUUUCUUGGUGAAAAGUGCGAGAAAUGCAUUUCCGGGAGAUAUGGUGUAAACUGCAAUUUGAACGAAACAGUGUUUGGGAAUGACUCGUCUGCAAGUACAAUAGAUUUUCAAAUAUGUUUAAUAGCAGUUCUUGUCCUGUUUUGCUUCGCGGACGUGACAGGUCUGUAUUAUGUCUAUUAUCUAUUCUAAACACGUAUACGUUGACAUUUUAAGUUUUUCUGCUUGCAAAUAUGAUGUAUUGUUACUCUAGUGUCCACGUACCGACAACUCAGUUAAUUACUGUAUUUAAAUAUAUAUUUGGAUGAAGCUAUUUAUACAUGUGUUGUACUAGAGAAACAAGAAAUAACAAGAUAUGACAAUAUUUCCUUUAUGUUAGAGUUACAAAUGGACACUGAUAAACCACAACAUUUUAUCUAUAACCCUAUAUGGUUUGAUAUAAUCACUUUCAACUCCCAACACUCGUUUGCGAUAUAGAAUUCUUUCAUAUGAGAGAGAUCUCUAACGUUUGUGGUUCUACUCAUAACCUGUGGCGAAGUGGGAUGUGUUACCUCCAUUAAAGCUAGAAAGUCACCUCAUGACCUUAUUGUGUCGGUGUAACUAAAACCCAAAUAAAGUUAAGAACAAUAUUCUCUAAAGGCCCCCACAUAUAGAAUUAGCAAAUAUGUAUAAAUUAAAUGAGCCGCGCCAUGAGAAAACCAACAUAGUGGGUUUGCGACCAGCAUGGAUCCAGACCAGCCUGCGCAUCCGCGCAGUCUGGUCAGGAUCCAUGCUGUUCGCUUUUAAAGCCUAUUGGAAUUGGAGAAACUGUUAGCGAACAGCAUGGAUCCUGACCAGACUGCGCGGAUGCGCAGGCUGGUCUGGAUCCAUGCUGGUCGCAAACCCACUAUG